AAAAGCAACAGGAGUUCUGAGGCUUACACAUUUAACCAUGAUAGUAUGGCUCGCCGUGCAUUGAAAAAUACAUGCCUUGCAUACCUUGCGUCAUUGAAUGAGCCAGAUUUCGUUGAGCUUGCACUGCAUGAGUACAAGUCUGCGAUUAACAUGACAGAGCAGUUUGCUGCAUUAGCAGCAUUAUCCCAAAAUCCAGGCCAAGUUCGUGAUGAUGCCCUCUUGGAUUUCUAUAACAAGUGGCAGCAUGAAUACUUGGUUGUAAGCAAGUGGUUUGCUCUUCAAGCUACUUCAGAGAUUCCUGGAAAUGUUGCAAAUGUUCAGAAGCUGCUGUCUCACCCUGCUUUCGACCUGAGGAAUCCCAACAAGGUGUACUCACUAAUCGGGGGAUUCUGUGGCUCACCUGUGAACUUCCACACGAAAGAUGGUUCUGGGUACAAGUUCUUGGGUGAGAUCGUUUUGCAGCUUGACAAGAUAAACCCUCAGGUUAAUGCCAAGUACUUGUUCUCCUGGGUAUUUACCUAGUAGAGGAUAAAAGAUAAAGAACAU
Zea mays is the source of this 546-nucleotide messenger RNA. Its product is annotated as puromycin-sensitive aminopeptidase. NCBI's taxonomy places the organism in Eukaryota, Viridiplantae, Streptophyta, Magnoliopsida, Poales, Poaceae. Gene Ontology annotation, cellular component: chloroplast. Gene Ontology annotation, molecular function: zinc ion binding. The transcript has 4 exons. The record is from RefSeq and is a predicted model, not a curated record. Bases 46 to 522 code for a protein of 158 amino acids.